AGCCAUUUGGGCUCAAGAUGGGCCCAAGCCGAUUGGACACAAGGGUGUCAUUCGGACGCAAUGGCAGAAAGCACCAGCAUUUGCGAAGGCGGAGGUCCGUUAAUACUGGGCGGGUCGGACGGCGUCGUCUUUCCACUGGUCCACAUCGAAAACCAGGUUCUUGGAGGGAUCCUUUAUUUCAUCGGGCUCAUGUGGUGCUUUCAAGGGGUCGGCAUAAUCUCCGACAUCUUCAUGAGCGCCAUCGAAAAGAUUACCUCCGCGAAGAAGCGGGUCCCUGUACCUGUCAGUGAGCGUGUUUGGGACGGCAUCGUAGGAACAUCUCCGAGCUCAGCAAAGAGCCAGGACUCAAUAGGCCAACCACGCCUAAAGACGGUGAAGGUCUGGAACGACACAGUUGCGAAUCUGACUCUAAUGGCAUUGGGGUCCAGUGCACCUGAGAUUCUCCUGGGCGUGAUUGAGCUGGCACCCAACAAGAUGCACAGCGGUGCCCUCGGCCCCUCUACCAUUGUGGGCAGUGCUGCGUUCAACCUUCUGAUCAUUACGGCAGUCUGCAUCUCAGCCAUCCCUGAGGGCGAGGAGCGCAGGAUUAAGGACAUGUCCGUUUUUGCAGUCACCGCAACAUUUUCGAUUUUUGCAUAUUUGUGGCUCAUCGUCGUCCUGGUGGUGUGGACGCCAGACGUGGUCACUCCGGCUGAGGGCUUACUUACAAUAGUGUUCCUACCGAUCCUCGUUUACUUAGCAUACCUGGCGGACGUCGGUGCGUUCCACAAACUGAUGGGCAGGGUGAAAAGUCAUAGGCUGGUUUUUUCGCACGAAACCAGCGUGGAAGACUACCACAAAAUGAUGGCACACCUGAGGGAGAAGUACCCCAAGAUGCCGGACAACAAAGACGCGGAGAACCUCCUUCUGCGCUACGAGUUCCCCGAGAGCACCACGCGUGCCGUGCGGCGCAGAGAGGCCACCCGUGUCGCUUCGGGGCAAGUGGCAGUGCGGGACCGACACCUUCACCUCUUGGGCGAGUGCGUGUCGAAGGGGCUGAAGCCAGGAGCCACGAGUGGCAAGAUGCACGGCGACGCGGUCAUUCCAGCUGGAGAGUGCGGUGAGGCCGACCACAGGCCGAAUGCAAUCGUCGAAUUCGUAUCGGACAUGUACGCCGUCUCGGAGGCGGAUAAGAAGGUGCUGUUGACGGUGAGGCGUGGCGGCAACGAGCAGUCCUCGGCUUCGUGCAGGUUCAGGACAGUCCCAGGAACUGCGAAGAGAGACGAGGACUACAUACAUAAGCAGGGGCAGCUGGAUUUUCUCCCAGCAGAAACCGAGAAGACGAUCGAGAUCAUUGUCGUCGAAGACAAAGUGCACGAGUCGACCGAGGAAUUCUACGUGGAGCUAGUUCCGGUCCCUGGAGCUGGGAUCGUGGGGCUCAAGAAGUUGGCGACUGUGGUCGUUCUGGACUCCGACAGUCCUGGCGAGUUGAGAUUCGAGACAGAAGCUCUGACCAUAGUAGAGCCGUCGCAACGUGUGAAGAAAGAAAUCAAAGUUGAGCGUGUGGGGGGCUGCAAUGGGGAUCUCAAGUGUGCCUAUCGCACCGAGGACGGUUCGGCAAUAGCCGGCAAGGACUACGAGGCAAUAUCGGGGGAGUUGGUUUUCUCCAUGGGGGUGCAGCACACGUUUGUCGAGGUUGCUGUUCUUCCCGUCGCUUCUGUCGACCAGAGGAGAGAAGAGUUCCGCCUCAUCAUCGAACCAUGCAGUGAAGGUCCAGUGGCGCGUUUCGAUGAAUCCACCGAUGGUGGAGCCGAUUCGGGCAUUUGCACGAUCACGAUCGAGUCCGACGAGAGCGGGAAGAAGCAUCACAACGCUUGCCUGUCCGCAGCGGCGCACCGAGGCGUGCUGAACAUGGACAACGUCGACGUUGGCAGGGCCAGAUGGAAGGCGCAAUUCGUCGAGGCUCUUUAUGUUGGGGGCGACCCUGAAUCUCAGGCCGACGCAGGGGUGAUGGAUUGGACUUUUCACGUCAUCAGCUUGCCUUGGAAGGUACUAUUCGCUGUUGUACCGCCGACCGACUUCUGCGGGGGGAAGCUGUGCUUCCUGUGCGCCCUCUUCAUGAUAGGGAUCUGCACCGCCUUCAUUGGCGACUUGGCGAACUUGCUGGGUUGCGCUAUGGACAUCCCGCCCGAGAUUUGCGCGAUUACGUUCGUGGCUCUUGGCACCUCGUUGCCUGACACAUUCGCGUCCAAGACGGCCGCUGUUCAGGAUCCUACAGCCGACAGUAGCAUUGGCAAUGUCACUGGCAGCAACUCUGUCAACGUCUUCCUCGGUCUGGGCCUGUCCUGGUCCACUGCUGCUAUUUAUUGGGCGCUCCAGGGCGAAGAGUUUGUGGUUGAGGCAGGCGCGCUUGGCCCCAGCGUCGGGGUGUUCUGCGGCUGCGCCGUCGCCUGCAUUGGCCUCCUCCUCGUCCGGCGCUGGACCCUGGGCGCGGAGCUCGGCGGGCCCACUCUUGCCGCCAGGAUGUCGAGCGCGUUCCUCGUCCUGCUGUGGGUUCUGUACAUCGUCACGGCCGUGCUCAUGGUGGAGGACUGAUUCGGCGUGUGCCUCGACAGGGAGAGGGAGAGGUGGCCGAGGCACCUCGUGGUGCUCUUCCCACCCAGGGUCAGCGCCCCUCGGUCCAUAGCUUCCCGAGCCUCCGUGUGGAGGACUGUUCGGAGCAGUCGGAUGAAGAGGCAGGUCUGUUGCUCGCACCUGCCUCAGUGAUGUGGCUUCGGGGCUGCAGAAGUUGUUCGGGGCGGUAAAGGCUGCCACAUUUACAGACGCACGCGAAAACACGUAGGAACAUCGGUUGGAUGUUCGACGUCGUGAUGGGUGUUCCGGGAAGUCGAUCGGUCACUGCACCCUGUGAGCCUGUUUAUUGUUUUCUUGAAAGGCGUGAGUAAUAUGCUCGCAUGCCUUAUGAAGUCAAUGACACUUGCUACCCUACACAUGUGUACACAGUUUUCUAUUUCUUGGCUGUUUCCGUUUUCACUUCGUUUCACUUUGCCUUGCUUGCCGACUUCGAUAUGUCUUUGGCGCGUGCUCCCAAUCAGGGAAAGGCGGCAACCACGCAUUGCAAGCGCUGUUUGGGGAACGCCUGCACGUGAUGCAGUCGCAUGCGGCAAUCGGCGACCCAAGACCCGUCGGGGGUACGUCGGCAAUCUCUCUGCGCUAGCACCACUUGGGGAGUUGUAUAUACUUCAGAGCAUGCCAGCAGCGUGGACCCCAACCAUGGAUGAGUGUAACACCAACGCUCACUUGUGUAAACGUGCGCAUCUGAAUCUGACAAUUGUCUUGCAGGGUUACGACUGUAGUCGAGUAGACCUUGAUUUGCUUCCUGCGUCAUGCGCACGACGCCCUUCGUGAGCGCAACCCUGUGCAUUUCAGCAACUGUACUUUGUAGUUCACCCUUCGGCUUUGCGGCGAUGGUCAGAGUCACCGCGCAAGAUCAGAGUGUCUCUUCGGGAACGCUUCACCUCCUCCUGCGUCCCCCUUCCAUCCGCCUUCCUCUCAUACUCGCCUCUUUCCGUCGUUUGAUUAUCCUCCACUCUUGGCUCCCCAAAGCAAUGAAAGGCAUGUUUCAGUGAGCAUGGUGGGC
Messenger RNA from Prorocentrum cordatum, 3619 nucleotides. The record is from the annotation of a GenBank genome assembly. NCBI's taxonomy places the organism in Eukaryota, Dinophyceae, Prorocentrales, Prorocentraceae.